This is a messenger RNA of Megalops cyprinoides (Indo-Pacific tarpon), 2699 nucleotides long. It is a transcript of the gene hid1a, whose product is annotated as HID1 domain containing a. The transcript is spliced from 19 exons. The record is from RefSeq and is a predicted model, not a curated record. Bases 108 to 2513 code for a protein of 801 amino acids. Gene Ontology annotation, cellular component: Golgi medial cisterna; Golgi trans cisterna; membrane. NCBI's taxonomy places the organism in Eukaryota, Metazoa, Chordata, Actinopteri, Elopiformes, Megalopidae.
CCGGAAGCCGCGCACCCGCUGCGGUCUACGCGUCGGGAGCGGGCUGAUGCGGGAGAGCGCACUGGGUGCGAGAGCGCUCCCUCCUCACCACCUGAAGCAGGACCGACAUGGGCGCCUCCGACUCGAAGCUCAACUUCAGGAAAGCGGUGAUACAGCUCACGACCAAAACGCAGCCCGUUGAGGCCACUGAUGACGCCUUCUGGGACCAGUUCUGGGCCGACACCGCCACCUCGGUACAGGAUGUGUUCGCGCUAGUCCCGGCUGCCGAGAUCCGAGCGGUCCGCGAGGAAUCGCCCUCAAACCUUGCCACCCUCUGCUAUAAGGCGGUAGAGAAGCUGGUCCAGGCGGCAGACUCCGGCUGUUCCUCGGAGAAGGAGAAGCAGAUCGCUCUGAACUGCGCCCGCCUCCUCACCCGCAUCCUGCCCUACAUCUUCGAGGACCCAGACUGGAGGGGCUUCUUCUGGUCCACGGUGCCUGGCGCUGGCCAGGGCAUGGCUGACGAUGGGGAGGAUGAUGGCGCCCGCCCCCUGGCCGAAUCCCUCCUCCUGGCCAUCGCUGAUCUCCUCUUCUGCCCUGACUUCACCGUGCAGAGCCACAGGAAGGGGGGUCCUGACACUGUUGAGGACAUCCACUCCAUUGACAGCUGUGAGUACAUCUGGGAGGCGGGGGUGGGGUUCGCGCAGUCCCCCCCACUCAACUACACCCACGACCUCAACAGGACAGAGCUGUUGAAGCUGCUGCUGACCUGUUUCUCCGAGGCCAUGUACCUGCCUCCCUCCUCCUCAGACAGCAGCGUCCUCAAUCCCUGGGUGACCUUCUUCUGCUCCUCCGAGAACAGGCACACCCUGCCCCUCUUCACCUCCCUGCUGAACGUGGUGUGCGCCUACGACCCCGUGGGCUACGGCAUCCCCUACAACCACCUGCUCUUCUCUGACUACCGCGAGCAGCUGGUGGAGCACGCCGUCCAGAUCCUCAUCGUCACCCUGGAGCACGAGGGCCCCGCCCCCGACCCCUCCUCCUCCCCCUCCAGCAUGGACGAGCAGGAAGCCAUGGGACCAGAUAACCUCUUUGUGAAUUACUUGUCCAGAAUCCAUCGGGAUGAGGACUAUGACUUUGUCCUGAAGGGGCUGGCCCGUCUCUUGAUCAACCCCCUGACCCAGACCUACCUGCCCAACUCCACCAAAAAGAUCCAGUUCCACCAGGAGCUGCUGGUGCUCUUCUGGAAGCUGUGUGACUUCAACAAGAAAUUCCUCUUCUUCGUGCUGAAGAUCAGCGACGUUCUGGACAUCCUGGUUCCCAUCCUCUUCUACCUGAACGACGCGCGUGCGGAUCAGUCCCGCGUCGGCCUCAUGCACAUCGGGGUGUUCAUCCUACUGUUGCUGAGUGGGGAGCGUAAUUUCGGGGUGCGUCUGAAUAAGCCGUACUCCCUGCACGUGCCCAUGGACAUCCCCGUCUUCACCGGGACCCACGCUGACCUGCUCAUCGUGGUCUUUCACAAGAUCAUCACCAGCGGACACCAGCGUCUGCAGCCCCUCUUUGACUGCCUGCUCACCAUUAUCGUGAACGUAUCGCCCUACCUGAAGAGCCUCUCCAUGGUGGCGGCCAACAAGCUGCUGCAUCUCCUGGAGGCCUUCUCCACCACCUGGUUCCUGUUCUCCUCCUCGCAGAACCACCACCUGGUCUUCUUCCUGCUGGAGGUCUUCAACAACAUCAUCCAGUACCAGUUUGAUGGCAACUAUAACCUGGUGUAUGCCAUCAUCCGCAAGCGCAACAUCUUCCACCAGCUGGCCAACCUGCCGUCUGACCCCGUCUCCAUUCAGAAGGCCCUGCAGAGGAAGAGGAAGUCUCCGGACGCCAUCUCCCGGACCGCCUCACAGGAGACGGUUUCCAUGGAGGGCUCCCGCCCCGCCAUCCCUGCCGAGCCCGGCACGCUGAAGACCAGCCUCGCCGCCACUCCAGGUAUAGACAAGCUGACAGAGAAGUCUCAGGUGUCAGAGGACGGGACGAUGGUCUCAGUCCCACAGACCGAGUCCCCUCAGACCCCCCCGUCAGACCACAGUGGAACUGCGGGUGCCAGCGACACCGAGUCCAAUUCGGGAAGAGACAAUGAGGAUGUUUUCUACACCGAGUCGGAGAUGGAGCGGAGGCGCUUGUCUAGUGUAUCUUCGGCUACAAGCUGGACCCCUACCCCAGACUGGGUGCUUUCCUGGAAGAAUAAGCUUCCUCUCCAGACCAUUAUGCGUCUGCUGCAGGUGCUGGUUCCCCAGGUGGAGAAGAUCUGCAUCGACAAAGGCCUGACGGACGAGUCAGAGAUCCUGAAGUUCCUCCAGCACGGGACACUGGUGGGCCUCCUUCCCGUCCCGCACCCCAUCCUGAUCCGGAAGUACCAGGCCAACGCCGGCACCGCCACCUGGUUCCGCACAUACAUGUGGGGCGUGGUCUACCUGCGCAACGUGGACCCUCCGAUCUGGUACGACACCGACGUCCGCCUCUUCGAGAUCCAGAGGGUGUAGAGAGGGGCGGAGCUGAAAAGGGUGACUGACAGGUGGAAGAGACGGGACAUAUCUGCACCCUAAUACCCCCUCCCCUCCCUUUCUCUGCCCCCGCCCCUACAAGCCCUCCACCCAUACCAUCACCAAACCCCGGUCUUUCCACUGAUGAGGAGGAGGAGGAGGGAGGAAGACCAUUGCGUAACAGCA